AUUUAAUUAGAGAUUUAAACAUGACCAAAACAAAAAAGGGAUUAGAGAUUUAAACAGAGAAGACUAGUAACUCCUGUAUACAUCCAUCCUUUGCAAUUGCAUCUCCUCGAAGUUGAUUCUACACUCAAUCACUCUUCUUUGUAUACAGAUCUGAUUGUAUAGGUAGUUACAAUGGAUGAGUUGAAAACAGCUUUAGAUGAACACAUGGAUCUCGUCUCUCAUCUCUUCGAGAACCUCUCCUCUCAACUCCGGUCCGGAAUGCGCCCUGCUCUCGACAAUUUCAUCGGCUUUUUUCACGCUAUUGAUUGGAAGGAACCUUGGUUGAUGGGCCUGAUGGGGUUCUAUGUUAUUUUGCUCAUAGUAGCAAUUUUCUCGAGGAAGAAUAUCAAUUUUCAGACGUUCCUGUUUCUUUUCUCAUUGGCUGGUGUAUAUUUUGCCGAGAAUAUGAAUGCCCUUUUGGCUUACAACUGGCAAAGGUUUGCUGGGCAGAACUAUUUUGAUGCCCAUGGUGUAUUUGUGUCAGUCCUAUGGUCAGGACCCCUUCUGGUUGUUGCAGUCAUAAUCCUGGUGAACACGCUAUUUUCUACAUGUCAACUGAUGGUAAGAUGGAAAAGAGCCGAACUUAGGCACCGAGCAAGACUUGCUCGUGAGAAAACUGAAUGAUAUCUUGGACAGUUGUGUCUCAGGGAAACCUCUAGAUUUCCUUGGUUAUCUCAAAAUAUAUGUUUAAUCCAUUGGCAAUUCUUGAAGAGAGAGAUACUUUAACAGCGUAAACUAUCAAGUAGCUAGUGUCUUUUUAUAUAUCCUUAUAGAUAAGCCUAAUAUAUUUUGUUAAGUUCACACUUCAAGGAACAAAAUAUUCUUGCAACACCUUUUGAUGGUGCCUUAAUUUUGUUUUCUGGACAUCUUGAUAACUAGGUUCUAGUUAGUAUUCUAAUGUUAUGAUGACUAUUACUGUAAUUUUGUAAUUCUAUUGUCAAGUAAGUUCAACUUCCAUUUAA
Molecule: messenger RNA, 1001 nt
Organism: Daucus carota subsp. sativus
Lineage: Eukaryota; Viridiplantae; Streptophyta; Magnoliopsida; Apiales; Apiaceae
Exons: 5
Coding region: 172-663 (163 amino acids)
Cellular component (GO): nuclear membrane
Source: RefSeq, a predicted model, not a curated record